Molecule: messenger RNA, 161 nt
Organism: Racocetra persica
Lineage: Eukaryota; Fungi; Glomeromycota; Glomeromycetes; Diversisporales; Gigasporaceae
Source: the annotation of a GenBank genome assembly
GGCUAACACUGACGAGUGCUAAAAUCAAUCUUAGAAAAAAUGAAUAUUCUGCUGGUAUUUUAUUUGUUGCAGUGUCUCGAGUCUGUACACUAAAAGAUAUUCUCUUUGAUCCAUUUUUACUUCAAAGGCUUCAAAAAAUUAAGCAAAGUAAGAGAUUGUAG